Messenger RNA from Porites lobata, 2658 nucleotides. NCBI's taxonomy places the organism in Eukaryota, Metazoa, Cnidaria, Anthozoa, Scleractinia, Poritidae. The record is from the annotation of a GenBank genome assembly.
AACUUUCUGUCAGCAAGUCUGUUUCAAUGAGUGCAAUAUCAAAUGUUUCCUUAGCUGAAGGUAAUGGCACAAUGCUGCUUGUAUUACAAAGUUAAAGUCAAUAUUACUUUUUACAAUAACUUAGCAAAUCCUUGCUUGCUGAUCGGUCGAGAGCUAUGGUCUAUGAGAGUAUAGACCGUGGAAAUAACGUAACAUGUCACACAAGAUUUUCUGAGAAAGUUCGCAGGAAACUAAAAAUAAAAUUGUUAUUGUAAAAAACACAUCGACCACAAUUUUCCAUGGUCUACACUCUUAUAGACCAUAGAAAUGUUGCCAUAAAAAGUUCAAAACUUUGCAGUGAAACUACUCACCUGCGGCUCGUGGUUUCACUUGAGUUUUGAACAUUUUAUGAUAUCAUUUCCAUGGUCCCUAAGAGUGUAGACCAUGGGAAAUUGUGGUCGAUUUUUAAGUACAUGUAGUUUCUCAUUGUUGAAUCAUUCUUGGUUCAAUAACAGAAUGAUUUUCAUGAUUUAAAUGACUCCAUAUAGCCCUUCCAAAUCAGCAGUUUAAUUGUGCUGGAAAUAUGCCUACACAAACAGCUGUAAUCACAUUAAUUUUCUGUUAUUUUGUGUGUGCACUGAUCCUAAUGACAUUUUGAGACAGCAUGCAUACAUUAUAUUAUGUUGUAUAUGUACAUGUACUUGUUUUUUUGUGCUUAAUCCGCUCCAUUAGUAUACAAGGUAUAUACAGUUGUAUAAUUUAGAAGGUCAUACAUGUACAUUACAGUAGAGUGAUACAGAGGCAUGAAAAAGAAACAUUAUAUAGAAGAAAAAAAUACGGAAGACAAAAUACAUGUAUGAACGAAGAAAGGCAAUUGUAAAACAUUGUAUAGUGAAACUAACAAUUAUGGCCCAUUAACAGGUUGUCACUGGCUUUUGACUUGACUAUGCUCUCAUACGCUCUCUCCUUUUGCUUAGACCAAUCUCAAUACUCAUAUGCAUAUGAACAUGCAUUUAUUGGUACGAGUCCACCCAAGAGAGCAUCAUCAGCCCACAGUCCCGCCCGAGCUCCUACAGAUGAGGCAGGUGGUGCUUAUGAAACACCUGAUGAAAAUGUUGUUAAUGAGUUUAUGGAAGACAUUCAAGAAAAGAGAGCAGGUGCUGCUGCGUACGAGACAGCAGAUGAACAGGCAGUGGCUGGGUUUGUGAGCAGCUUGAAGAGAAAACGCACCUUGAAUGGACUCCAGUGUGGUAAGCACCAUAGCUUACACUGUACAUGUUUACUGCUGUACUAGUGGUUGUUUUAUUGGGACAGAUCCAGAUAUUAGACCCUGUCUAUUUAUUGUUUAAAGAACUGUGAAAGCAUCUGUGUCAAAAGUAAGGCUCUAGAAGACACACUUAACUUUCUUAUGUUUCUGAAAAGAUACUUAGGUUUGGAAAUUGAAAUAUUCCUUACAAGUCAGCUACAGCUGUAAGUUUUAAAAUGAUCCGUUUUGCUCACUGCAGAGAAUUUCACAAUGCCAAUACAAUACCAAACAACCACAGCUUAAGCACAUUCUACAGAAAAGACAUGUUUAGGCUGAGACAAAUGGGGCAUAAUUAACAGAAUUAUUUUUAUUUUGUGACUGUGUCCAUAACAUUAAAAAAGAGGGUAUGAUCAGUGAAGCAAAUCCUGUGUUCUGAUUGGCUGCUUGAAUCUUCAGUGUUCUCCCCUUAUCAGGCGGUAACUGGUAAAAUUUACCACUUGAAGCAACCCUUCUUACUGCCUGCAACCGCGUGACGGUUUACUAAAAUUAAAAAAGUAGAUUUUAAAAAAAAGGAAGUUACAUGUACAUUAUUGUAUGAUUUGAUCUGAUUCUCACAAAGAAAAUGAAUAAAUAUAUAUGGCAAAGUACUUAAGUAUACACAGCAUUUCAUUUUAUGGGCCACUCAUUUUGGAACGAGAACAUUAAAGACAGAGUAAAAUUAUUGCAAUCAAACGUUUUAAUUAAAUUAAUUGUCUCAAGAGAACAACAGCCGAUUUGUGUAAAAUACACAAUGUAGGUCUUAGGGAAUGACAUUUCAGAGAACUUUGCUCCUAAAUUUCCUAUUGGGGAAGGGCCAUGUCCCUCACUCCACUACUCCCUUCCCCCAGGGAAAGUGCAACUCUGGUGCAUAUUUUUUGCCUUACUGGUCAUGAAUGCAUGGUCCCUUACCUGCUGAGCUAAAAUUUAGGGAGAACACUGGUUUUGCCAUCUCAAGACUGCCCAGUUUGUGCCUUGAGAAAAGAUUUUGUUUUGGUGAUAUAAUAAAUCCUUUAUUAAUAACCAAGCUUGCUCUGUCAAUAUGGAUGAAUGUUUGCCUUGUUCAUUUUUACAUUUGACUUCAUCUUAUCCCAGAAAAGUGUCGCGAAAAAAGAACUUGUCUAUUAUCCAGCCCUCUUGCUUGUUUCAUGCUUUCAGUGGAUACCUAUUGCUCCCAGGUGACAUUUCAUUUUUAUUGCACCAGAUAAUGUACUGAUACAACUGAAAGUAAAAAAAAAUACAAACAAAAUAUAGUUGUUAAAAAUAGGUAAGCAAAUGUGACUGAAAUAGUUAAGUGCAAACUGGUUUAAGUAACUGUUAAUUUGUGUUUUGUUGUUGAUUCAUUAACAGACCUGAGCACAGAUGAAUCUGACUUUUCUGACAGUGAUCAUGAUUAC